Mya arenaria is the source of this 1665-nucleotide messenger RNA. RefSeq names its product scavenger receptor cysteine-rich domain superfamily protein-like. Lineage: Eukaryota; Metazoa; Mollusca; Bivalvia; Myida; Myidae. The transcript has 12 exons. The record is from RefSeq and is a predicted model, not a curated record. The coding region runs from base 1 to 1665 and encodes 554 amino acids. Gene Ontology annotation, cellular component: membrane.
AUGGAGGAGGAGGGGGUUAAGCCAAACAUGAAGACAAGGAGUCCUCGUGGAGGAGGAGGGGGUAUAGCCGAACAUGAAGACAAGAAGAGGGCAAUAGCAGGAAAUCAAUGUAUUUUAGGUACUCAUGGAGGAGAAGAUAUAGCCGGAAAUGAAGGCAAGGAGAGGGCAAUAGCCGGAAAUCAGUCAGAUGGAAGGGAGUGCUUUAAUUGUCAUGGAGCGACAAAUGUGACAUUGUGCCAGACGGUUAUAACUUGCGCACAAGAUGAGACGUGCUAUCAACGGCAAACAUCUGGACUUAAUGGACUUGACAUUGAAAUGGGAUGCCAGGCAGAAACCAUGUGUUCGGAUACUUCAAGUUUGAACCAUGGUUCAGCCGGUAUUGUAGGUCGCUCUGUAAACACUAGGACUUCAGAGUCUUGCCAUGAAUGUUGCUCAACUGACAGAUGCAAUAGUGGCCUCUGCAGCCAUCGACAUCCUUCGGACUGUAUCGAUGAUCCAACUGUUGACUGUGCAAGAAUGAACUCGCUAUUCAACAUGUGCUCCACAAGCGCGGAGCACGCUGCUCAAGUGUGCCCACGAUUCUGCAGACUCUGCAAUUAUACAAACGGUAACUGGGCGGAGUGGUCAAGUUGGAGUGCUUGCUCUAUAACCUGUGGAAACUUCAGUCAAUCACGUACUCGAACCUGUACCAAUCCAUCCCCGUCACCUGAUGGGCGACCGUGUCUUGGGGAAUCGGUUCAACAUCAGUUGUGCAUUUUCAAACCUUGUCCUGUUGAUGGAGGAUGGAGCGCUUGGGGUGCGUGGGGAACGUGUUCAGCCACUUGUGGCGUUGGGAUAAAACACAGGGACCGGACCUGCUCUAAUCCUACACCAUCAAGAUUUGGAAACCACUGUUUCGGGGAGUCAAGAGAUGACAAGAUCUGCGUUCUCAUGUCAUGCACUGACGGAGCAUGGUCAACAUGGAGAAGUUGGUCAACAUGCAGCGCUUCCUGUGGUGGAGGAGUCCAACGUCGUCAUCGUUAUUGCAAUAAUCCAGCUCCAUCUGUGAUGGGACAUAAUUGUGCCGGCACGGAUGAGCAGACCAACAUUUGCAACAGCUUCAACUGCUACGCAAAAGAUGGAAAAAUACGUCUCUCUGGAAAUUCAAGUGCAUCAUAUUACAAAGGUCGUGUGGAGAUCUUUCUCAACAACCGCUGGGGAACAGUAUGUGAUGACAGCUUCGACAACGAAGAUGCUAUGGUUGUUUGUCAUAUGCUUGGAUUUAAAAGGUCCGGGGCAGUCGCAAAAUCAAGUGCGUAUUUUGGUGAAGGAUCAUCAAGUUUACCAAUUCAACUCGAUGACGUCAGUUGUUCCGGAACCGAACAGAGUAUUGUUGACUGUACCCACUCAGCUAUUGGUACACAUAACUGCGGGCACGGCGAGGACGCCAGUGUGAUCUGUCAGCUCCGAGCAUCAGCCUUACAGGGGAAGACACAGUUGAAGCCAAGCAUCAGCCUUAUUCCGAUAGACACAAUUGAAGCCGAGCGUCCACCUUACAGGGGUAGGCACAACUGGAACCGAGCAUCAACCUUACUGCGGCAGAGUAAAGUGAAGCCGAGCAUCGUCCUUACUGCGGCAGAGCAAACUGAAGCCGAGCAUCGGCCUUACUGCGGCAGAACAAACUGA